This is a messenger RNA of Raphanus sativus (radish), 1603 nucleotides long. RefSeq lists its product as uncharacterized. The transcript is spliced from 14 exons. The coding region runs from base 115 to 1518 and encodes 467 amino acids. The record is from RefSeq and is a predicted model, not a curated record. Lineage: Eukaryota; Viridiplantae; Streptophyta; Magnoliopsida; Brassicales; Brassicaceae.
CGGGAUGCAAAAACAAAUUAAAAAUUGUGGGAGGGUUUUAGUAAAUCAGUCCAAUAACACCGUCGGUCGGUAAUAGGCGAACACCGGCGAGAUCGAUUUGAACGGCGAAGACGAAUGUGGAGGCGAAGCAACUUACCAGGAAACGCAGAUUCUGAUCAGAGCAUAUCUGAGGAAGAGGAAGAGCACGUGGAUGUUAGUUUGGGAGAAAAUGAUGAUAUGUUGUUGUGUCCAAGUGAGAAGGCCAACGAAGAGGGAAGAGGAUUACUACUUCAAACAAAGCUCGACAAACUCAUUGGUGGUUGUGGUGGUGAACUAUAUUACGCUGAGGAAACAGAUGGCCAUGUGUCUCUGGAAGCAACUCCAAGGAAGUUAUCUUCCUCUCUGGAACAAGUUCCUGAUUCCCCUGAGCAGAGUUAUUUUGCUUCUUCAACAAAAGACGGCUUGACAUGCACAUCUGCGCAUGAAUGUCUGCCAGAUGAUGAGAUGCCACAUGAUGAACCAGUGGCAACUUGGUCCGCUAUAAGUAAAGAAGCCAAAUCACUACUCCAUCUGAAUGUCAUUGCUUCAGUCUCAUCGUCACAUGCAUCUGGCUUUAGAUCCAAGAGAGGCACUAAAGUUGUCAAAGACGAUGUCAGGCCAAAAUUUUCGUUUCACUCACAUACUCAUGGAGAAACAUCUUCCAAGAUUAGUGACAUGGCUGAAUACUUUGAGCUUGCUGAUGAUCAGGCCGCCAUGGAGGAGGAUCCAAUCGCUGAAUGCCCCAACGAUUGUGAUGAAAUAUCAGAUAACACUGAGGAUGCAGUAUCCAAGCUUUUAAUCCCACCUCCACAUCAGAAUAGAGUAACAAAACGGAGCUCUAAUUCUUACAGCAGGCGCCAAGGAAAAAGUUUGAAAUUUGCUCAUAAGGGAAGUUCAACAAACAUCCAAGAUAGUGAUAGUAGUGAUGAUGAACUUCCUGGACCCAUGGAUAGUGGAUCAUCCACCGAUGACGAGCCUAGUUAUCAAACCUCGGUUCCAGACAUUUCCAACCAGAGGAAACAAUUUGUUGGAGACCUGUUUAAUGAAGCAGUGAAAGCUUCCUCUUUGAACAAGGAAGGUCACUCAUUCGAUUCACCCAAACUAUCUGGUGGAUCUAGCCUGUAUGGGAAGCUACAGCAGAUCAUGAAACAAGAAAAGGAGAUGGAAAUAGAAAUCACGAAGAAACUGCAGGGCGGAAUGGGACUAGCAGAUGCGUCGAGCUAUGUUGAUAUAAAAAUCGUGUCAAGACACUUGGAGGGAAAGCUCGUUGUCUGCAAAUGCUCUGUCAUCGACCUUCCUGGGGACUCCCUCUUGUUUAAGAAUACACAAGCUCUUGGGGCUAAAGAUACAGAAACAAGAGUCAUCUUUAAUCCUAAAGUGUGUGUGGAUGUUGAUAUUGAAAUCGGGAGCUUUGUCCGUAUAUAUGCGCCAUGGAAAGAAAUGGAAGUGAAGAAGACCAAGGAAGUGAUUAUUUUGUGUUCAUAUUUCUCAAGUUUGUAAUUUAACUCUCACACAAAUGUCACAAGUAUAAACUCUUUAAUGUCACACAACUUUAAUAUGUCAAUAAAAGAAAAUGUUUGUGGAA